AUGUUCAGCGGUUUUUCUUUUGGAACAAAUUCGUCUACAUCUGCUGCGCCAUCUUCCACAACAACUAAUCCCACAACAUCCACAGGUAUUUCUGACGUUUCUUAGAAAAUUUAAAGCUCUAUUUCAAAGUGUCCACGCCAUUAUUUUUUUUUUUUGAUGUUCUGCUGUCGUUAAUUAUCAUUAAUGCUUCUCGAAAAAUUGAAUUUUUGUUUUUAGCACCGACUUCGUUUCCCUCGGGUGGCUUGUUCGGAGCUAGCACUGCGACGACCGCUUCGACAGCAAGUCCCCUUUUCGGAAAUGUGGCCUCUUCGAAGCCAAGCCUGACAUUCGGCGGCGGAGUCACUGCCACGACGACUGCUCCAGUUUUCCCGAGCUCUGGUCUCUUCUCCGGUCUGACAUCGGCUGCGGCUCCUGCUGUCCCGGCGGCUACUACAACCGCAUCCGCCACCGGUCUUUUCGGAGCUUCUACCGUCACUUCCACGACGACGGCUUCUGCGGACACAGCAACUACCGCCGUCCCGUCGCUCAGCUCUCUCAGCACUCCGUUGAAUACUGGAAAUCUUUCCAAGACCACAACUGUGCAGGCGACAGGUUCUUAAUAUUUUUUUCUUCGUUAACCUUCUUUUUAUUCAGGUACUCCCACAGCGUCAGGCGCUAAGCUUACUGGGUGAGUGGAUUUUUCUGAAGUUUUUUUUUUUAAAGAUGGAAUCUUAGUGCACAGAAUAGUCCAAACGACCUCAAAAAGGCAUUAGAAAGAAGGGCCUAAAGCUCCGUGACAAAUUUUUCCUUUUUGCGCCAUUUCAUCGGCUCUUACGCACAAUUUUUGCUGCCUCUCUUUUCCACCAUUACUUUAGUCUUCAAAAUCCCAGGAAAAAAAUGGAAGGCUCGAUAUUUUUUUUUUCACUAUCCAGUUCUUUUUAUCAUUGUUUUUUUUUUUUGCGCAAAAGAUUUUCAGAUAAAAGACUGUUUUGAAAUAUUAAAGUUUGAGUUUUGUGCUUAUGUGAAUCGCACCGAGUUUGAAGAGAGUUGUUUGAUAAUUUCCAGUUGGGCGUCAACCCCUUUUUCGGCAAAAACUAGCACUGGAACAAAGAGUUCUAAUGGAGAAAAGGGCAUUCUUUCCGAAGAAGAGAUUCGCGCCGGUAUCGCUGGCAAUGACCAGAACCUCUACUUUGAAUGCUUGCAGGAAGUAUUCACAUUUUUUUAAAGUUAUCAAACUUGGGCUAUUUUUGAGGUUGUGAAAAAGUUCCACUACGAAGUGGCAGCACAAGAACGAGUUUUCAACCAGAAAGUUCAUGAACUUAACGUCCACGAUCGGGAUUUGGUUGUUUCGGAGCCAAAGGUAACUUUUUGGAUUGAAAGUAGUUUUUCUACACCAUUAGAUUGCUUUAGAUUUUGUCAUAAUUUUUUUCCUUUUUCAGGUUCUGGGUCUUUACAACCAUUUGGAAAAACUCGAUGAAAGCUGUAAACAGCUGCAGUUCAACGUUGGCAACAUGAACGCUGUUUUGAAUGGUGGGCAAUUUUUUUCAUUUAAACUUUUCUUAUUCAUUUGUUUUUCUAUAAAAUCUGAAAUUAAGAAGUUUUAUUUCAACUUUUCUUACUGCUUGAUAAGGUUUUUUCGGAAAUGGUAGUAUAAUUUUUUCGAUAAGUUAUCAGGUUUCAACCUUAUGUUUUUCAGAUGUUCUGGGCACAGUAGAAGAACUAGAAAAGAGUCUGAAUCUGCCAGACUGGUCAGACCUCAACUACAAAUUCCCGGUUGAUAAGCGAUAUGCCACCAAACACGAUGUUAAACGGGUCCAAAUGUUAGUUUAUUAUUCAUUUUUUUUUCAACUUCAUGAAAAACGUCUAGAGCUCAAAUGAUGCUGAACGUCGAUGGCCAAAUAAAAACAGCGGAGCAAGAUCUGAAUGAAAUAAUUGACAGCGUUGGUUCCUUCUUUAUUUCGAAACCCUUGGAAAAUCGUUUCAGUUGUCCAACUUGCAAUCAAAAACGGCAGAUGAUAAAAAAAAGUACCCACUGGAACAAACGGAAAUCGUGUUGAGAAGACAGCUGGAAAGUCUCAUUCACUUCGCCAGCGCCCACAGUUCGUAAUUUGCAAAGUUUGUUUUCGAACCAAGGUUUUCAGAGGAAAUCGAGGAAAAACUGAACAACCUGAAGGCAGAAUACGCCGAUCGGGCGAACAACAUCGCUCGCUUUUAA
This is a messenger RNA of Caenorhabditis auriculariae, 2194 nucleotides long. Lineage: Eukaryota; Metazoa; Nematoda; Chromadorea; Rhabditida; Rhabditidae. The record is from the annotation of a GenBank genome assembly.